AUGUCAUCUGGCGCGACCCCGAAGCCUCCAGCUCCGGAAUGGAUGUCCCUUGAGAACCUCCUGCGGAUUGCCACCAAGAACGACCAUCUGGAGGUACCGACAGAAGAAUCUAAGCGCGCCGAGUACGUCAAUUCCGCCCCUCUGAAGCACCCGGUCGAGAUAUCUUUCUCGGGGGCCUCUCCAAUCGUCGUGGACCGUUUCGUCAACUUCCUCUAUCUCCACGAAUAUCAGCGCCAUAUCGAGACGGAAGUUUCCAACAUCACGCACGCAGAGAACAAGCCUAAUUCACCCUAUAUCGACUUCACCCGCGAUAUGAAGUCGGUGCGAUUCGACCUGGAGAUGGUAAGCUUCGCGGAGUUCCUGGAAUACCCGGCCUUGAUCGACGCCGCGUACGUCAAGUUGGUAGAACAGUUCCUGUUCAAAGGCGACUCUUCGCCAACGGCCAUGAAGGACUUUGUAGAGUGGAUAUAUGGCGCUGGCAAGAUCUGCGAGGACAAAGUGGGCUCGCUCAAACAACUAAUUGUAGCAGCCACCUUCGUGUACGGGCGUAAGUUCUGGGAAAAGGAUCAGCGCGACGAGUUUGUCGGCCUUGUUCAACACCAGGAAAGCUUUGUUAGGGAUAUGGCAGCAGCGACGCUAGCGCUACAGCAGGCAGGAGAGUCUUCUUGA
Molecule: messenger RNA, 669 nt
Organism: Alternaria hordeiaustralica
Lineage: Eukaryota; Fungi; Ascomycota; Dothideomycetes; Pleosporales; Pleosporaceae
Exons: 2
Coding region: 1-669 (222 amino acids)
Source: RefSeq, a predicted model, not a curated record